AUGUAGAGAAUAAUAUUAGCUGAUAGAUAAACUAGAAAUAUAGGGUCAAAUGCUUCGAUUAUCUUGAAUUACGAAUAAAUCUCAAGUGUAAAUGGGUUUCUAUAACCUGGUGCUACUUGUCCUAUUGCAGCAGGAAUUAAAAAUGAUCCGAUCAUACAGCAUAUAUUAAGAAACAUUAUAUCUUUCCAAAAGAACAUAAAAAUAGCUGAAACUAUCCCGGUUCCACAACAUAGUAACCAAAAGCCUAAAAACGAAUUUAUGUUGUACCCAAAAAAUAUGUAAAGCAAGACUCCUAGCAUGUAACCCCCAAUUAAAGCUAGUAGUAAUUAACCAGCUCUUUUAAUCUUUACCAUCAAAAUUCCAAUAUUUGUUCCAAACAAAAGCGAUAAAAGAAUUACCACGAAUCCAGGCCACACCUUUGCUUACUUAUUAAAAUAAGGUGUCUAAUAUAAUCCGAUCCAAAUGGGAAAAACAGGAAUAAAUAAGCCUGCCAGAUAAAUGCUAGCUCUUUUAAAUCUAAAGCCAAAAAAGCAAAAGAAUAUCCCUAUGGCAAGCAUAGUAAUCAUUAAUGGAACUCUAACACUUUUGAAAAAUAUCCAGAAAUGCCCAAUUGAUGAAGUUUCACAAGCCACAUCAUGUGCUCCUUUAAUAAAAAUCGUGCAAGACAAGUCUUGGUUCAUUUUUGCAUUCUCCAUCUAAAAGGAAUUCUGA
Stylonychia lemnae is the source of this 711-nucleotide messenger RNA. The record is from the annotation of a GenBank genome assembly. NCBI's taxonomy places the organism in Eukaryota, Ciliophora, Spirotrichea, Sporadotrichida, Oxytrichidae.